Paramecium primaurelia is the source of this 311-nucleotide messenger RNA. NCBI's taxonomy places the organism in Eukaryota, Ciliophora, Oligohymenophorea, Peniculida, Parameciidae. The record is from the annotation of a GenBank genome assembly.
AUGAACAAAAACUAUAACCAAGAUAAUUAUUUGUUAAAUAAGGAUACUUUAAAAUAAUAUGAGAAUCCAUCACUAUUUGAAACAUAAGUUGAAAAAGCUUAGAAGAUGGAUUCAUUUUAAUGUAUUUAUGUUCAUAUUCUUUAGAAUAUAUUGAAUUUAAAAAUGUCUAAGUUAGGAUUCAUUUUCUAAAGAAAUUGUACUUUUUAUUGACAAUUAAGUUUUUUAUAAAUUUGGGAAUGAUUGCUUUAGGACUAUACACAGAAAAUGCUAAAUUGGUUUGUGAAUAUGAAUUUCGACUGUUGGUAACUUGA